Paramecium sonneborni is the source of this 735-nucleotide messenger RNA. The record is from the annotation of a GenBank genome assembly. NCBI's taxonomy places the organism in Eukaryota, Ciliophora, Oligohymenophorea, Peniculida, Parameciidae.
AUGAUUUAAUAUGAAUAUAUUUAUCCGCAUCAAUUACUUCUAAACUUAAAUAUCUAGUUUUAUAAAAUCCAUUUCUCUAGAUAUAUUCAUUAAUUAAUCAUUUUCAUAUUUAAUUUAGAUAAUACCUGNAAAUUUAUAAUAAUAAAUUCAAUUUUGGAGAAUUUCUAUAAGAUAAUGGCAUAAAUGUAAAAUUGUAAUAUAGAUUAUUAGUUUUUGUAAUAUUAAUCUAAUGAAAUAGUGAAUCAUAAUUUGUUAGUAAAUUCAUCAAUAAAAAGUAGAAGUCAAAAAGAAUUGGAAUAUUUAGAUAAUUAUUAUGGAUUAUAGACUAAACAAUUAACAAAUGAAUGUUGGACAAAUAGAAAAGAGUAAUUAAAAAUAAAAAAAGAAUAAUUGGAAAAUAAUGUGUAUAUAGGAUAAGAAGCAAAAGAAUUAGGUUUAGUAGAUGAAUUAGGCACAUAUGAGAAAGUUCUUAUGUAAUAGUAUCCAAAAGCAAAAUUAAUACCAAUCAAUUUGGAAGGAAAAUUAAGAGUAUAUGAAAAUUGGUUUAAUUUAUUCAUAAAAAUAUCAUAAUCAAGUAUAAAAUAUUGAUAAAUUAAUUAAGGAGGCUUUAUUGGUUUAGUAUUAUUAUUUGGAGUUAAAGUAAUGGUGAAAUGGGGAUUUAUAAUAUAUGUAUGGAGAUAAUCUGUUAAAUAAAGAAGAUUAUCGAAGCAAUAAGAAUCAUUAUAAUAAUAAUGA